UCAGUCUACUCUGCACAUCGAUUUCGCCGGGUCGUUUUGUUUUAUGCAGCCAGCAGUGUCAGUCGAGCGUUGUGAAAGGAAGUAUGUGCUUUGUUCGCGAGUCUUAGGUGACUGUUUGUGCGUGCCGGUCUGUUUUCCGUGUUUUUUCAUGGUGUUCAAACGAUUUGUUUUAGACUCGUUCUACUGGAAGCCUUUCCAAGGGAUAAUCAAGUUGCGCACCCUAGAAAUACCGAGAAAAACCACCCGAAAUACGAAACUAAAUCUACACGAGAAAAAGCAGCUGGCGCUAAGGAUCCUUCGUCGAAAUCAGUUUCAAUGAAGUUUGGAGUGAAAUUACUUUAUGCGCCAAGGAUAUCCGUAGUUCCGGAUUACAUUCCCGCAUCUGGUUCUGGGAAGCAUUCCUAACUGAAAGCGGCAGUGAUGUUCAGUAGUUCGAUAUCAUAUAAUCGAUAGGUACUAAUUAAACUAGCAAGCCCGGCCAAUGCUUUCCGAGAAAAAAUUGUCAUAACGCGCCCCACAAGUUGGCCACUCAUGCCGGAGACAAAACACUUGAAGGUAGCGCGCAACUUUCCACCGACAUAUUUAACAAAGCGACACCGACUCGUAACAACUUUAAAUUACAUCUUCGAGAGCCGGAAACUGGGAGGGUUGUGAAAGAAACAGGCCAAAACAACAAAAGCUAGUGCAGCUUUCGGUAAAGAUCAUCGCCGUCUGACGCCGGACGAUACGUGAGAUGGUUUUAUUUGUUUCCUGGUGGAAUACACAGGAAAAGGAGGUUGAUAAUAAAACUUUAAUUUGUAAUGAUCGAAAUUCCAGUGCAUCAUUGAAUUCGCGGGUUUGAAAGUUCCAGUAAAAUCGUAAACAUUUCGAGAAACUGUCAUUGACGUUUCCUCAAGCGUAACUACAUGCGAGAGGAGAUCAACCAGGAAUGUUUAUGGGGUUUUGCUGGGGUAUAUGUGAAUAAAUGAUAUUAUUUUUUAAUUGCUAGUUGUUGGAACGGAAUAAAAACGAAACAACAGUGUACAGUGCAACUCGCCGCGCGGUUUCAAGUGUACAUCGAACUAGUUUUUUUUUAUAAUUAAAAGCGUCUCAGAGCAGUAUCUGUGGUAGUGAAAUUUCUAAGAAAAAAUGAAUUAUGCUUGCUCACUGGCAGUACUAGUUUCAUAUAGCAAGCGCUUCUAAGUGGAAAUUGUGCGACCCAGUCAGGUUGUUAAAUUGGCUCGCCAUUUCCGUGGACCGUAACGACGACGGCGACAGCAACGAUUCGUUGACUAAGUAAUACCUGGAAAUUCGGUGCGCUCUGUUCGGGUCCAAUUGGUGUGUUUACUGAGGCGCGGAAACCGUGACACCGACCAGCGGAAGCGGUUUGUCCAGAAAGAACAAAAUUUGGAUCAGUGAAACGAGACCGGUACACUUAGAAACAAGCAAACAUCGAAACAGAGCUCCGUGAGUGUGGGAUUAGGAAAUAGGCAGGAGAAACCAAAUCGCUGCGACGAACAAUACUGAGAAGAAAAAAACCUGUGAAGAUAUAUUGUCGCGAGGAGAUGGUUUAUUUGAUUGAUUAAUAAGCAUAUUAGUGUUGUUGUUUAUUGUGUUGACAAUGUCAUACAGCGCGUCGGUUUAGUUGUUGUGCGUCAUAAAGUUACUGCCGGAACGCUUUAACUGCAUCACAAGUACGUCACGCAAGCCGCGAUCGUCAAGUUUGCGGCACGGCUAGAGAUAAACUUUAUCGGGUUGGUGGUUGAGCAUAGGUGAAAAUACGUCACCAUGAUACUGUUCGUGCCAGUCAGACGACCGGCAACGGCGAAGGCGGCGAAAAGAAAGAGGCACGAAAUUACAGGCGACGCCAAAAUGCUGACGUUACUAAUUGCCACCUGUUUUGCGGUCACGACUCCGGUGGUUUAUGGAGAAGACCACUGCAGUGAGCAUCGGUACAACAAUUCGAUCGCUACUGACUACAUGCAGUUCACCAAAGAGGUGCCAGACCAGGAGUACGGUAUUUUCGGACAGUUUAAGAGCUUGCAUUGUUGCGCCAAAGGAUACCGCAGUAUAGAAUGGUUCAAGAACGGUCAACCUUAUCCGUGGGGCAGUGAUAUAUCGUCGCUCAUUGUGUACCCAGAGGCAGCCAAUCAAACUAUCUACACACACCGGAUAUCGGAGACGGACAUUGGCAACUAUACAUGUGUGUUGCGUAACGAUACCAGCAUCAUACGACAUGACAUUGAGUUGCGAAUGCAAGAGGACAAACCGGACUACCCGCUACCGACGUUCAAACCGAAAGAUAUGAUAAGCAACCUGGGCGAGACGGCGCGAUUCUAUUGCGAGGCGUUUGUGGGAAAACUAGACCUACCGGAUGCGACCAAUAAAAUCAUGUGGAUGCAGAUGGCGGACGAUAAGCCAGCGACCGUACUGGAUGCGAAUCAGAUGAACGUAACAAGGGAGGACGGUCAAAUCAUCGGCUCCUAUCUUUCGAUACCAAAUAUACAGCAGCAUCAUUACGGCCGGUACAGAUGCCAGAUCACCUCCGGUAAUCUAGCUCGACCUCUAGAACUCAGUGUGCUGCUCUCGCCAGCGCAGGUGACUGCCGCUGAAGAAUCCGAAUUCGAAUUUCUGGUACUCAUCAUCAUCGCCACCAUUGCGACUAUGCUGGUCGUCAUGCUGUUCGCCCUCUGCCGACUAGACAUGCGGAAGGACGAAAUUGACAAACGCUGCUCAGCGCAGUUCAUCGCUGAUAACGAAAACGUGUAACAAGUAGUAUCGACUAAGCUUUAGACUGUAGUUCCAUCCAUUUCAAAACAAACCUAUUUAUUUCAAUGAAGUGUAGAGCUCUAAGCUGCGACUGUAACUAAUAUUUGUUAAACAAUCCUCAGUACUAUACUAUUCGUUAUUUGGCUACAUGCUGCCAACUUGUUAUUGACAACAUCAGCUAGAAGCGGACAAAUCGUUGUAAAUAUCUCAUUAGAGUAGUCCGACGUAUAACGUAUUUGAUUAUUUCUUAACGUGGACAAACUAAGGGUAGAAGCUGAAUGGGAAAGCCAUUUAUGAGACUGACUAUUGUGAUCCGGUAGGAAUCUAUUCCUCUAACCAUGCUGCCGCGUGCCGUUUAGUUCCCUAACCGAAGGAUCUGAACGUACGAAAACAACCAGGAACAAGCUAACGGUUCACAUUGACCACAAAGGACGUUCUAAAACAAAUUUUGGAGCCUAAACUUCAACAAAUUUAAUAUCGUUGCACGACACUGUGCAGCUGGGAUAACGUCGAAUAACUAACGUAACAAUGGAGCGAACAUUUAUACGCUUUAAGAAAACAAGUAUUAUUAUUUCUCAUGUUUCUUUAAAAUUCAACAUUUCACUAGAAGCAAUAUCGCAGUGCGAGAUAAUAAAUAUUAUUCAUUGGGCCAAAACUGAUUAUUGGCGGAGUGGUAUUCCAGAGAUGUGUGCAAACUUGAUAACUUUUCAAUGUAUAACUGAUACCAGUGAGCAAACAGCACAAAGUGGUAACUUUUGUUCUUGAGCAUUCCAAUCGAAACCAAACAUAGUUUGGAAACCCUGAAAAACUUAGGACUUAUCUGUUCAAGAAAACGUUUCUGUUGGUACUUAUACUGCCGUUCCAAGCAUAGUUGUCCCAUGUUCUACAGAAACCUUAUGCACGCUGGGACAAUUAUGCUUGGAACGGCAGUAUAGGUGAGCCGUGUUUGAGAGUUGCGCAGUAAUUUAAAGAAAAAAUAGAGCGGCGGUCGACAGAUGAUUUAUACCACUAUGUUCUGUAUAUUGAUGACAAUGAAUUGUUGUGUAUGAUAGUUGUAGUUAACUGCAGUAAAA
Molecule: messenger RNA, 3821 nt
Organism: Wyeomyia smithii (pitcher-plant mosquito)
Lineage: Eukaryota; Metazoa; Arthropoda; Insecta; Diptera; Culicidae
Product: interleukin-1 receptor accessory protein-like 1
Exons: 6
Coding region: 1768-2748 (326 amino acids)
Source: RefSeq, a predicted model, not a curated record